GGCCAUUGAAGACGGCAAUUUGGAAGAAAUGGAAGAGGAGGUACAGCUUAAGAAAAGAAAAAGACGAAGAAAUGUGGAUAAAGACCCCGUGAAGGAAGAUGUGGAAAAAUCGAAGAAAAGAAGAGGCCGCCCUCCGGCUGAGAAGUUGUCACCAAAUCCCCCAAAACUAACAAAGCAGAUGAACGCCAUCAUUGAUACUGUGAUAAACUACAAAGACAGGUGUAACGUGGAGAAGGUGCCCUGUAAUUCUCAGUUGAAAAUAGAAGGAAACAGUUCAGGAUGGCAGCUCAGUGAAGUCUUCAUUCAGUUACCUUCCAGGAAAGAGUUACCAGAAUACUAUGAAUUAAUUAGGAAGCCAGUGGAUUUCAAAAAGAUAAAGGAAAGAAUCUGUAAUCAUAAGUACCGGAGCCUGGGGGACCUGGAGAAAGAUGUCAUGCUUCUCUGUCACAAUGCACAGACAUUCAACUUGGAAGGAUCCCAGAUCUACGAAGACUCCAUUGUCCUCCAGUCAGUGUUUAAGAGUGCUCGGCAGAAAAUUACCAAAGAAGAAGAGAGUGAGGAAGAAAGCAAUGAGGAGGAGGAGGAAGAUGAUGAAGAAGAGUCAGAGUCAGAGGCAAAAUCUGUGAAGGUGAAAAUCAAACUGAAUAAAAAGGAGGAGAAAGGCCGGGACACAGGGAAGGGCAAGAAAAGGCCAAACCAAGGCAAAGCCAAACCUAUCGUGAGCAAUUUUGACACCGAUGAGGAGCAGGAUGAGAAUGAACAGUCAGAAGCAAGUGGAACUGACGAUGAGUGAGCCUGGAUGUGAGCUUCCCGCAGCGGCAAAACUGAAUGCUUUCUUUCCCCUCUCCUUCCUCCCUAGUGAGUUCACUCGCCAUUUGGACACACUGGGUUAUUUCUCCGUCCUCAUUGUCAUCUAGA
Molecule: messenger RNA, 918 nt
Organism: Arvicanthis niloticus (Nile rat)
Lineage: Eukaryota; Metazoa; Chordata; Mammalia; Rodentia; Muridae
Source: RefSeq, a predicted model, not a curated record